AUGGCGUUCUCAGGCGCGCUCACAUUGACAGACCUGAACGACUAUCUAGGUCCGUCUCAAGCAUGCAUCAAGCCUGUAGAAGCGCCACAGAGUGCAAGUGGUGCGCCUGAGUCGACGAUUUCCAUGGAGGAUGGUGUUUAUGUCGAAGCACCCGUUGGCGCACCUCGCGCGCGCACGCAGCUGGAAACGGCGCAGAUCUCGUUGAAUGACUGUCUUGCGUGUAGCGGCUGCGUCACAAGUGCAGAAACUGUCUUGAUUGGUGUGCAAAGCCUGGAUGAGGUACGCAAGGAGCUGCAACGAAAAGAUGACCGCAUUUUCGUGGCUAGCAUUAGCUCACAGACCAUGGCAUCACUUCAAGCACGCAUGGCGCUACCGAUGCACGCCGUGUGGGAUCGUGUGACGCGCUCUCUGCGCUCUAUCGGCUUCGAUGUUGUCCAGGAUAUGGCAUUGGCUCGUCACAUGUCGCUCAUGGAAACGGUGCGUGAAUUUCGCACACGAUACCAAGCACGCUGGCACGGCACCAAAGAUGCACCGAAGCUUCCGAUGCUCGCUAGCGCAUGCCCCGGAUGGGUAUGCUAUGCUGAAAAAGCACAUGCUGAGCUGCUCCCGUACGUGGCUACCACGAAAUCGCCUCAGCAGCUCGCCGGAUUGUUGGCCAAGCGCGUCUGGGGUCCGCAAUGCCGCGGACGCGAUAUGUCUGACGAAAACGCCCAAUAUGUAUACCAUGUGGCUGUGAUGCCAUGCUAUGACAAAAAGCUCGAAGCUGCAAGGCAGGAACCAGGGCAGGCGUCCAAGGAGGUCGAUUGUGUGUUAACGACAGGCGAACUGUACGACCUCACGAUCGAUGUAGAUGUGAGUGCAAAGGCAGAACAGACAUCGUUGACAUGGCCACCUGAACCAGGCUCCAGCAGCGGUGGCUACCUGUUCGCUGUACUGCUAGACGCCUACGUGUCGUGGACCCAGGCACAUCCCGAUACCCAGCCACUUGUGGAGCUCCGUACGAUACGAUCAUCCGAUUAUACCGAGUACACGCUGCGCGCGCCGGACGGCACGGUGAUUUUCAAAGGCGCCACCUGCUACGGCUUCCGCAACAUUCAGAAUUUGGUCCGCAAGGUGCAGCGCGAAACAGGCGCCAAAAGCUCGCGCGGUCGCGGACGGAUGCGCAGCAUGGUGACGGCUGAUCAGCAACAUCCCUACGACUAUGUUGAGGUGAUGGCAUGCCCAGGUGGGUGUGUCAAUGGCGGCGGCCAGCUAAGACCACCUGAAGAUUGGGCCCAUGCCAUCGAGACGGAGGCGCAAAACAGCACAGUUCAGGGCUGGCAAGGUACGGAUCGUCGCUGGGUACAGCACGUGGAAGAUGCCUACUGGAACGACGAAAACCGGAAGGUAUCCGUAGAGUCGGCAUCCGCGUUGCUGGAGGACGCGGCGCGUGGCUCGUUGCGUUCGUGGCUCAAUACAUGGGAUGAGCGGGCGUCGGAUAUGGUGCGGCGGUUCCCGCAUGGCGAUUUGCACACAACGUUUCAUGCAGUGGCUUCAAGUACCGAUGGACUCAGUGUACAAUGGUGA
This is a messenger RNA of Malassezia restricta, 1566 nucleotides long. RefSeq names its product protein NAR1. The transcript has a single exon. Gene Ontology annotation, molecular function: 4 iron, 4 sulfur cluster binding. Gene Ontology annotation, biological process: iron-sulfur cluster assembly. Gene Ontology annotation, cellular component: cytosolic [4Fe-4S] assembly targeting complex. NCBI's taxonomy places the organism in Eukaryota, Fungi, Basidiomycota, Malasseziomycetes, Malasseziales, Malasseziaceae. The record is from RefSeq and is a predicted model, not a curated record. Bases 1 to 1566 code for a protein of 521 amino acids.